CCAAAUCAGUAGGCGACAAUUAAUAAUGAUACUAACGCCUGGAAUUCGAAUACAAGAUCCAUUUUUCGUCGCAGGUUAAUAACCGAUUAAGAAAUAGUUCAUUAGUGUUGCGUGAAAUCUUUGCUUAACAAAUGCUGAUGAAGAUGCAAACGAAUAGUUUCAGGACUCACUCUGAACAUUUCUGCAAGUUCUUGGUACGUUGUCCUGGAAUUUGCGUCCACAACCUGUUGAAGAUUCUCGUUGUUCAUGAUUUUUUGUCUCCUUGAGCGCG
Acanthoscelides obtectus is the source of this 271-nucleotide messenger RNA. The record is from the annotation of a GenBank genome assembly. Lineage: Eukaryota; Metazoa; Arthropoda; Insecta; Coleoptera; Chrysomelidae.